AUGCCGAUCAACCGCACGCCGCCGCCCGCCUCGCCCGUGCCUAUGAACUCCGAUGAUACACCGCAUACGCGCGCAAUCGACGCGAUGGAACGGACGACGAUACUUCAUUGUGAAUCUGCGCCUGAUAUUCCAUCGCUUACGUUAAAUGUCACCGAGCGUAAAAAAAGGAAACAUGACGGAAUGAAUCCUAAUAUUAUGUCUUAUAUGAGUGAAAUGUUUUCAGUUUAUACGAAUGAACAAGCAAAACUUUUUAAAGAUUUACAAACUAUAGUUUCUAGUAUAAAGGAACAGAACGAUGAAUUAAAAAAGAGCGUUGAUAUUAUGUCAAGCAAGUAUGAUGAGUUUUUAUCACGGAUAUCUGUUCUUGAGGCAGAGAAAAAGCAGGAUAGAUAUAUUAUACAACAACUACAAGAGAAAAUAGAAAAUAUGGAACGAAAGUCUAGAUGUUCAGGAAUAGAAAUAAGAAACAAACCUAAAAACAAUGAAGAAACAAAAGAAAAUCUAUGUAGCACUGUAAAAAAAUUAGGGAAGUAUUUGAACGUAAAUUUGCAGGAUUCGGACAUAAAAGACGUGUAUAGAACUUACUCUAAAACAGGGACUAGACCGGUUAUAGUGGAAUUCAAUUCAGUCAUCAUUAAAGAAAAGAUGUUAAAUGAAGUAAAAAGAUUUAAUAAAACGAAACCAAAAAGUGAGAAAUUAAAUACUUCGCAUUUAAAUUACUCACAAAAAAACAUCCCCAUAUAUGUCACGGAGACGUUAACACAAAAUACUCAAAAACUGUUCUAUCAAGCCAGAAUUUUCCAAAAAAAUCAUAACUAUUUAUUCUGCUGGACAUCUAGAGGUAUUGUAUACAUACGCAAGAAUGAAAAUUCUUCUCAAAUUAGAAUAAAUAAUGAAACAGAUUUAGAAAAUCUACGGAAGACCGAAUGA
Parnassius mnemosyne (clouded apollo) is the source of this 930-nucleotide messenger RNA. The record is from the annotation of a GenBank genome assembly. Lineage: Eukaryota; Metazoa; Arthropoda; Insecta; Lepidoptera; Papilionidae.